ACAGAGAUACACCAAGGCAACCUGAAGACAGGGUUACACCAAGAGAACCUGAAGACAGGGUUACGCCAAAAGAACUUGAAGAGAGGGUUACACCAAGGCAACCUGAAGACAGGGUUACUCCAAGUGACAUUGAAGACAAGCCACCAAUGUUGCUCUCUGCUGAGCGUGAUUUAAUAUUUAUGUUGGACUCAUCCAGCUAUGUUUCCGAGUUAGAAUUCCGCAAGCAGAUUGAUUUUGUGACAGAUUUUCUAAGAAACGCAGACAUUAACGGUGGCAAAGUGAGGGUCGGCGUGCUGAGGUUUAAUAACAAGGUAACAAUGCCCGUCCAGCUUAACACAUACGUGUCAAAGGUUGAUCUACUCAAUGCCAUUGAGAAUAUCAAAUAUGAACCAGGAGAUUCAAAUAUUGCAGGAGGCUUGAGGGCGGUCAAGCGAAAUAUGUUUACCAGACCAAAUGGAGAUCGUCCAGAUGUUGCCAACUCUGCCAUUCUUGUUAGUGCUGGACAGUCCAAACUCUUACAGAAAUGGGUUAGACCGGCUUCCAAAUCUGCUAAGCGAUCAGGAAUUUCCAUUUACGGUGUUGGUGUUGGCCUUGGCGGAAUCAAAGAGUUGAACUCAGUCGUGAGCAGCCCUGUAAACAGAUACAGAUUCGUGGCACCUAGUUUCAACAAACUUGAUGUAAUCAAAGAUGAUCUGUCAUUUGCAGUGUUUGGGGAAGUAAUAACAACAACUGAAAGAUCAACCGCUACAACAUCAUUUUUAACCAAACCUCAAAAGAAAAUUAUAUCCACUUGGCAACCUGAAGACAGAGUUACACCAAGGCAACCUGAAGACAGGGUUACAACAAGAAAACCAAAAGACAAAGUUGGAGACAAAGUUACGCUAAGACAACCUGAAGACAGAGUAACACCAAGGCAACCUGAGUACAGAGUUUCACCAAGGCAACCUGAAGACAGAGUUACACCAAGGCAACCUGAAGACAGAGUCACACCACGGCAACCUGAAGACAGGGUUACCCCAAGACCAAGUGAGGACAGAGUUACACCAAGGCAACCUGAAGACAGGGUUCCACCAAGAGAACCUGAAGACAAAGUUACGCUAAGGCAACCUGAAGACAGAUUUACACCAAGGCAGCCUGAAGACAUAUUUUCACCAAGGCAACCUGAGGACAGGGUUACACCAGGGCAACCUGAAGACAGGUUUACACCAAGAGAACCUGAAGACAGGGUUACACCAAGGCAACCUGAGGACAGGGUUUUACCAAGACAACCUGAUGUCAGGGUUACACCAAGACAACCUGAAGAUAGAGUUACACAAAGACAACCUGAAGACACGGUCACUCCAAGGCAAGCUUUAGACAGAGGUACCACAAGGCAACCUGAAGACAGGUUUACACCAAGACAGCCUGAGGACAGAGUUACACUAAGACAACCUGAAGACAGAGUUACACCAAUGCAACCUGAAUACAGUGUUACAACAAGAAAACCAGAAGACAAAGUUACGCUAAGACAACCUGAAGACAGAGUAACACCAAGGCAACCUGAGUACAGAGUUUCACCAAGGCAACCUGAAGACAGAGUUACACCAAGGCAACCUGAAGACAGAGUCACACCACGGCAACCUGAAGACAGAGUUACCCCAAGACCAAGUGAGGACAGAUUUACACCAAGGCAACCUGAAGACAGGGUUCCACCAAGAGAACCUGAAGACAAAGUUACGUUACGGCAACCUGAAGACAGAGUUACACCAAGGCAGCCUGAAGACAUGUUUUCACCAAGGCAACCUGAGGACAGCGUUAAACCAGGGCAACCUGAAGACAGGUUUACACCAAGAGAACCUGAAGACUGGGUAACACCAAAGCAACCUGAGGACAGGGUUACACCAAGACAACCUGAUGUCAGGGUUACACCAAGACAACCUGAAGACAGAGUUACGCCAAGGCAAUCUGAAGACAGGGUUACAGAAAGACAACCCGUAGACAGAGUUGCCCCAAGGCAACCUGAAGACAGGAUUACACCAAGAAAGCCUGAGGACAGAGUUACACUAAGACAACCUGAAGACAAAGUUACACCAAGGCAACCUAAAGACAGAGUUACACUAAGGCAACCUGUAGACAGGUUUACACCAAGGCAACCCAAAGACAAGUUUACACCAACGCAACCUGAAGACAGGGUUUCACAAAGACAGCCUGAGGACAGGGUUACACCAAGGCAACCUGUAGACAGGUUUACACUAACGCAAACUGAUGAUAGGGUUACAGAAAGGCAACCUGAAGAAAGGGUUACACCAAGGCAACCUGAAGACAGAGGUAAACCAAAACAACCUGAAGACACAGUUACACCAAGUCAACCUGAAGACAAGGUGACACUAAGGCAACCUGAAGACAGGGUUACCACAAAGAAACCUGACGGCACAAUUACACCAAGGCAACCUAAAGACAGGCUUACACUAACCCAACUAGAAGACAGGGUUACACAAAGGAAACCUGAAGACAGGGUUACACCCAUGCAACCUGAAGACAGGUUUACACCAAGGCAACCUAAAGAUAGGGUUACUACAAGAGAACCCGAAGAUUGGGUUACAACAAGACAACCUGAAGACAGGCUUCCUCCAAAGCAACCUGAAGACAAGGUUACACCAAGAGAACCUGAAUACAGGGUUACACCAAGGCAACCUGAAGACAGAAUUACACCAAGACAACCUGAAGACAGAGAUACACCAAGGCAUCCUGAAGACAGAAUUACACCAAGGCAACCUGAGGACAGAAUUACACCAAGACAACCUAUUGACAGAGAUACACCAAGGCAACCUGAAGACAGGGUUACACCAAGAGAACCUGAAGACAGGGUUACGCCAAAAGAACUUGAAGAGAGGGUUACACCAAGGCAACCUGAAGACAGGGUUACUCCAAGUGACAUUGAAGACAAGCCACCAAUGUUGCUCUCUGCUGAGCGUGAUUUAAUAUUUAUGUUGGACUCAUCCAGCUAUGUUUCCGAGUUAGAAUUCCGCAAGCAGAUUGAUUUUGUGACAGAUUUUCUAAGAAACGCAGACAUUAACGGUGGCAAAGUGAGGGUCGGCGUGCUGAGGUUUAAUAACAAGGUAACAAUGCCCGUCCAGCUUAACACAUACGUGUCAAAGGUUGAUCUACUCAAUGCCAUUGAGAAUAUCAAAUAUGAACCAGGAGAUUCAAAUAUUGCAGGAGGCUUGAGGGCGGUCAAGCGAAAUAUGUUUACCAGACCAAAUGGAGAUCGUCCAGAUGUUGCCAACUCUGCCAUUCUUGUUAGUGCUGGACAGUCCAAACUCUUACAGAAAUGGGUUAGACCGGCUUCCAAAUCUGCUAAGCGAUCAGGAAUUUCCAUUUACGGUGUUGGUGUUGGCCUUGGCGGAAUCAAAGAGUUGAACUCAGUCGUGAGCAGCCCUGUAAACAGAUACAGAUUCGUGGCACCUAGUUUCAACAAACUUGAUGUAAUCAAAGAUGAUCUGUCAUUUGCAGUGUUUGGGGAAGUAAUAACAACAACUGAAAGAUCAACCGCUACAACAUCAUUUUCAACCAAACAUCAAAAGAAAAUUAUAUCCACUUGGCAACCUGAAGACAGAGUUACACCAAGGCAAACUGAAGACAGGAUUACACCAAGGCAACCUGAAGACAGAGUUACACCAAGGAAACCUGAAGACAGAGUUACACCAAGGCAACCUGAAGACAGGGUUACAACAAGAAAACCAGAAGACAAAGUUGGAGACAAAGUUACGCUAAGACAACCUGAAGACAGAGUAACACCAAGGCAACCUGAGUACAGAGUUUCACCAAGGCUACCUGAAGACAGAGUUACACCAAGGCAACCUGAAGACAGAGUCACACCACGGCAACAUGAAGACAGAGUUACCCCAAGACCAAGUGAGGACAGAGUUACACCAAGGCAACCUGAAGACAGGGUUCCACCAAGAGAACCUGAAGACAGAGUUACGCUAAGGCAACCUGAAGACAGAGUUACACCAAGGCAGCCUGAAGACAUAUUUUCACCAAGGCAACCUGACGACAAAGUUACACCAGGGCAACCUGAAGACAGGUUUACACCAAGAGAACCUGAAGACAGGGUUACACCAAGGCAACCUGAGGACAGGGUUUUUACCAAGACAACCUGA
This is a messenger RNA of Liolophura sinensis, 4142 nucleotides long. Its product is annotated as titin-like. The transcript has 4 exons. Bases 147 to 4142 code for a protein of 1331 amino acids. The record is from RefSeq and is a predicted model, not a curated record. Lineage: Eukaryota; Metazoa; Mollusca; Polyplacophora; Chitonida; Chitonidae.